AUGACAUUGAUGCAAGUCUACUCUGCUGUCGCAGAAGAAUUUUCAAAAAAUUUUAUGUUUCCUUCGUUACCGGUUGCUGUGUUAUAUACAAACAAUUCAUUAUGUAAAAUGCAAAGUGAAAUGUAUAUUCAACAGUUAGAAAAUUUUACCCUGUGGGCUUCCGAAAUGUGGGACGCCACUGCAAAAUCUUCCACAGGAGUUCUUCGGGGAAGUCAUUUUCAAAUGGGCAAUUUUGAACAGUGCAUUACUGCAGAAGCUCCUUUUCUCACAAAAUAUUGUCUAGCAACUUUAACUGUUCACAUUCCCGAAGUGAAAAAAAAUCGGGAUUUACUUUCACUAUACCACUCUCCUGAUGAACAUAUUUUAGAUAGACUUUAUCCAAACCAUCACAUAUCGCAGCAAGUAAGAAAUAUUGUACAUAAUGCUUGGUGCAUUCCUGCAUCGUGUAGUUCACAUGAUUUAGAAGAAUUUCUGAACAGUUACAUCAAUGGAACUUAUUUAUCAUUAACGAAUGAAAACGUAACAUAUACCGCAAAAGUUUCAGAAAUGGCUUGUAGUACUAAAUAUGAAAACAAAGCACUAAACGCAGCUGAUAUCAGCUUCUGUUCAGUUACCGUUUUCCUAAUCGUUUUAGUAAUUGCCGCUACAUCGUACGAAAUCAAUGAAAAAACACCUGAAAAUGAUAACACAAAAAAAACAUUUUUGUAUAGAUUCUUCAUAUCAUUUUCGGCAAGAAAAACAAUGUCCGAUUUGAGAAAGAAAGAUGAAUCUAAUGAUGCUCUAAAUACUCUGUAUGGGAUCAGAACGAUUUCCAUCAUUUUUAUAAUAGUAGGUCAUCGUUUUGGUACAUCUAUAGCAACUCCUUUCUUGAAUUUUGAUUUUAUUGAAAAGGAGUACAGGGCUCCCAUGACAUUUGUAUUAUUUCGAGAAGAUUUUCUUGUAGACGUAUUUUUUGUUAUGGGCGGGAUAUUGGUAACUUAUGGGUUGCUCAGUUAUUUAGACAAACACAAUUUUAACCCCGGAGUUAUCAUUCUAAUGAGAUAUAUAAGACUGACUCCUGUGUAUGCUUUUGUCAUAUUUUAUUACGCGACGAUUUUCAAUUAUUCUGGAUCAGGACCUUUAUGGAAGUUGAUAGUAGGUCAGGACUCUCAAGAUUGCAGAGACAACUGGUGGGCUAAUCUCUUAUAUAUCAAUAAUUAUGUUAAUGCCGAUCACAUGUGCAUAGUCCAGUCUUGGUAUUUGCCUUGUGAUUUUCACUAUUUUAUAAUCGCCACUUUGGUUUGCCUAUUAUUAAAGAAGAAGAAGAAUAUAGGAUUCAGUGUGCUGUUAUUUCUUACAAUCAUAUCGAUCACAGUACCAUUUGUACUGACACUGGUUUUCGAACGUCCAGCACUACUUCGUCUUUAUCCUGACUUUCUGACAGCACCAAAAACACAUGCGGAUUUUCUGUUAACUUACAUUAAAUCGCAUACAAGAGCCACACCCUAUUUGAUUGGAAUGUUUACAGGUUACAUUUAUCACAAAUUACAUGAAACACGUAAAUAUAUGACCAAGAAAAGAAGUUAUUUUGUCUUGUUAUUAUCCAUCUUAUUCAUUAUAGUAUCAAUAGCUGGAGGUACAGUAUUUUACGAUCCCUAUCACAACUACAAUGUUCUGGAAUCUGCAGCGUACGCUGGUUUAAGUCGACCAGUUUUUGCUGCUGGAAUAGUAGGAAUUAUCUAUGUUUCUAGUUAUGGGUAUCCAUGUUUUAUACGUGACAUACUAACUUGGCCACCGUGGAUUCCUCUCAGCAAGUUAGUGUAUGGUGCAUAUCUUAUGCACAUGCAGUUUCAGUUAAGAUCUGCCGGAGCACUGAUGAGCCCACGGUACUUUUCUUAUUUUGAUGUAAUGAGUUACUCUUUAUCGGAUCUGGUGCUAUCGUUUUUUACCGCAUUACUACUGUAUUUGCUAGUAGAAGCGCCUUUUAGGCGAAUUUUUAAGGAAAUUUUUGCUCGGAAAAGAAAUAAAAUUGGCAAAGAAAAUGAAGAAUCAACGGUGGUACAGGAUACUCCUAGAAAUGGAACUUGUGUUAGCAAGUUAUAACGAUAAACUUAAUUAUUGAAUACUUUUGUAGAUGAAAAUUUUAUAAAUAAUUUGUAUGA
Molecule: messenger RNA, 2141 nt
Organism: Zophobas morio
Lineage: Eukaryota; Metazoa; Arthropoda; Insecta; Coleoptera; Tenebrionidae
Product: nose resistant to fluoxetine protein 6-like
Exons: 11
Coding region: 1-2082 (693 amino acids)
Molecular function (GO): acyltransferase activity, transferring groups other than amino-acyl groups
Source: RefSeq, a predicted model, not a curated record